Daphnia pulicaria is the source of this 2908-nucleotide messenger RNA. It is a transcript of the gene Cog1, whose product is annotated as conserved oligomeric Golgi complex subunit 1-like. The record is from RefSeq and is a predicted model, not a curated record. The coding region runs from base 121 to 2808 and encodes 895 amino acids. Gene Ontology annotation, biological process: intra-Golgi vesicle-mediated transport. Lineage: Eukaryota; Metazoa; Arthropoda; Branchiopoda; Diplostraca; Daphniidae. Gene Ontology annotation, cellular component: COG complex; Golgi apparatus. The transcript has 15 exons.
UUGGAACCUGUCAAAACACACAGAGAAUCACACAAAACGAUUGGAUGUCUAACGAGUGACAGAAAAAGUUAACGAGUUACAGUUGAACCAAAAAUACAUCGUAUUAAAGUAGCUACAAUUAUGGCGCAAGAGUUGUUAUCUUCAAAUAUUGAUGGGUUGUUUGAGAAAAUGACUCUUGAGGAGAUUCAGCAGGUCUUAAGAAAGAUGAGACUUGAAGUAGAGAAAAAAAGAGAAGACCUUCGGGUCACUGUCGGGAGUCGCUAUCGAGAUUUGAUUGAGGCUGCUGACACUAUCACAGAAAUGAAGAAAACGUCAGAGGAAGUGUCAGAACAUCUUCAUACUAUGGAAGACAAGUUAGGCUCACUGAAACAUAGACAACUACUUGGUUUCCAGACAGAUGUCUAUUCAACAGAGAAACAAAAGGAAAUUUUGGAAGCCAAAAAAGAAUGUAGAAUACUGGCAGCUCAGAUAAGACUUUUAAUGGAGUUACCUGAAAUCAUAUGGAAGCAAAUAGAAGCUGGAAAUAUCUGCCCGGCAGCACAGAUUCAGCAGCUUGGAUAUCAUCUUCACACUGGUCUGAGUGUAGAAAGUGGAGUGUGUGGAAGUGCAGCAAAUGUUCAAAAAUGGUUUCCUGUAAUCAACCAACAAAAAGUUUCAUUAGCUUCCUUUAAUGAAAUAAUCAUUAAAGAAUCCACUAAUCAUCUAACAGAGAUCCAGCUCACACUAGAGAUGGCCGUUGACAGCUGUUGUGCUUUGAUACUCUUUCGCGGAAGUAGUUCCAACCAAAUGCUUUCUGACUUUCUAAAAUUUCGUUCGGAAGCUGUUAGUCGCAUAGUUUCACAAAGUGGCAUCAAACAACAACUGCAGAGCUUCCUUCAAUUCAUUAUAUCAUCCUUUGCCACCCUUCAUGCACUUUUUGUCGAGGGCUUUCCAGAAUCAAGCUUGCCACAAGGUUUGUUGUCCGAAAAACUCAAAGCCACCUGCCAAUCCCCUGCCCCUCCUACUGUGCAGUUGCUUUCGCUUACUCCCGGAUUUCUUCGACAGUUGCCACCUAUCAUAACGGAAUUUCGGCCAUCAACGAAAGAAGUUUGGACACCGUUGCCCAUCAGUCAAAUUCGUAAUGAAUUCCAAAACUGGUUCCAAACUAUUCGUGACUUGGUUCCUAAAGAGCUAAAUCAAAUGCUCAGCUGUGUUUCCAACAUAAAAACUUUAGCCAGCCUUCGAGAUUUAGCUUUCACUACACUCCAGGCUGAACCCUUUGCCAACAAGUGGAGUGAACUGUCGCAAAGAUUGUUAGGCUCUGAUGUAAAACUUUGGGAAGAACUGUUUGAACCAGCAUUCGUUGAAAAAGUAGGAGCAAUUAUUCAAGGGAAACUGGAUCAUGCUCUGGAUACUGUCAAACAAUCAAUCGAGCAAAAUUACGUUAAAUUUGACUUAAAGACUUGGUUAUGGACAGAAUCACCAAAUGACUUGCCCCAAUCGACUACGGCCCCACAACAUUCGAGUGGUGUGUACAUGAAGACGCGAUGUUACAUGCCUACUGUCCAGCAAUUAUGCAGUCUGUGGGAUCAAAAAUUAGCACUUCUGCGAGAAGACUUGGCAUACUACCAAGAUGGAAAAACUGAAGAAGGAGAAUUAUUUAUACCUUUCGAUAAGUUCGAUAAACAUGCACAAAUCAACGAGGCCCUGGAAAAGCGCUGUGUACAGAGCGUUCGCAAAUUUAUCUCCUUUUUCAACAUAAAAGACGACAACCGAAUUAUUUUUGCCAUGAAAGUUGUUGUGGGCCUGAGUGACCUUUGUCCCCAGCUAAAACUCUGCGUCGACACCCAACAGGGUGGAGAAGGAAAGUCGUGGAAUUCCCUCGUCGAUUUUUUACGUUGCUCGUCACUGGAUCUUUUUAAUCUUUGGAAUGCAGACUUACUCGCAACAAUGGGAAAAAACCUGGAGGCUCAGCUACGGAUGAAUACGAUUGCCGAUACUUUGAAAUCGACACCGUUGUGGGAUGAAAUCACCAUUCAAGAGGAAGCUGAAAGCGGCAGUGCAGUACAGUCUCAGAUCAGAGUCCCAAUGAAUCCGAGUUUCCCGCUUCAGCAGAGUCUCUUCAAAGUCUGCCAAGAGAUCAAUCACAUUGGACCUCACGCCAUUCCGAAAAAGGCCCAGCUAUUUCUUAUGGAGGACACAGCUAGCUCCGUCUUGAAAUGUUAUGAAAAUUAUAUCACUGGUCAUUCGACAGCACUAUCACAAGCAGUUGCGCUUCAGUUGCUAUUCGACGUUCGAUUCGUCGGGGCAUUGCUCCUAGCAAGAGACAAUAGGCCUAUGCAGGAGAAAGCUCGUAGUUUGUGUGAAUCUCUAGAGGGGCGUGUGGAUCCAUUUGAUCUCGAUGUCUUUAAUCCACACAUUCAAAACCAUGUGAAACGAGCUGUCCAACGUUUACAGUUUGUAUAUGGUCCGCUACUGACCUCAGAUCGACACGCCAUCCUGUGGGCUGCUCGCCUAGCCAACCCAGUUGGAAGUAAGAAGCCAGAAACACCUUCUGUAGUAGGCCUAGUUUCUUCGACUCCACGUUUCCUUCCUUUGCCACUGGUUAACCAACGGCCAUCUAGCAUUGAUACCAAUAGCAGCACUAAUAAGUUAGCAGAGUCCUCAUCCAAAGUAGACACAGCAUCAAUCAAUCAGAAAAAAUCUAAUCGAAACAAGGCUGAUACAACCGCUGCUAACGCCGCAAGCACAGCGCGAUCAAGUGCUGCUGCCUUUUUCGGUGCUAUGAGUUCUACCUGGGGUUCCAGUAUUUUCGGCGGUGACAAGUGAUUCAUUACUCCAUAUGUUGUUAAUUCGAGAAAAAAUUAUAAUUUGUUCAAAAUGUAAUGAUUAUACUUGUGUUGAUGAAACACGUGAUUUUACCUGUUAA